AAUGGGCGUGAAGACCCUCCCACUGGCGCUGCGAGAACGGGUCGUCCCGCCGGGGAUUGCCUGCCACUCCUCCCGGGUUCACAUCCUCACUCUCCGAAACCCCGCUACACAGUGAGGCAGCAACUACGCACCUUCAGUGUGUCAACUGGACUUCUCCGAAAACCAGCUCCAAUUCCAUACCUGGCUGCCUAACCCAGGCAUGGCAGACGGCUGCAUCCUGUCAUGGCAGUGCGACAUUACACCCUCGACUUCAAGCUCUCUGCGCCAGCUGACAUUCCUUCGACUGUGCGUGCUGUGCAGUGUAUAUUUCAAGAGCAGGAAAUGACAGAGACCAUCCACGACACCGAGGGACACGGAUACCUGGCCACCUUCAUCGGCAAGAACGGCAGGUUCGCCGUUCUUCGAAUGCACUCCCAUGGUCUCAUGACCUUUGACCUCCAGUCUUGUGAGGGUGACGACGCGGCUCAAGUGGACAAUCUGUUGAAUGCACUGGAAAAGAAGAUGAAGACCCUCUGUCAUGGGAACAUAAAGCAGAUCAAGAGGCUCCCAGCACUGAGACGUGGUGAUAAAGUGGACCGGUACUGGCCCACUGCAGACGGGCGUCUGGUGGAGUACGACAUUGAUGAGGUUGUGUACGAGGAGGACUCAGCGUACCAAAACAUAAAAAUCCUGCACUCACGGCAGUUUGGCAACAUCCUCAUCCUCAACGGAGACGUCAACCUGGCAGAGAGCGACCUGGUCUACACCCAGGCCAUCAUGGGCAGCGGUAAGGAGAGCUACGCAGGGAAGGAGGUGCUCAUCCUGGGCGGAGGAGACGGAGGUAUCCUGUGUGAGGUGGUGAAACUGAAACCAAAGAUGAUCACCAUGGUGGAGAUCGACCAGUUGGUGAUUGAUGGCUGUCGGAAGCACAUGCGGAAGACCUGUGGAAAUGUCCUGGAUAACCUGAAGGGAGACUGUUACGAGGUGCUGGUAGAAGAUUGUGUACCUGUGCUAAAGAAGUUUGCACAGGAGGGCAGGACAUUUGACUACGUCAUCAAUGACCUCACUGCUGUUCCCAUCUCCACGGCACCAGAGGAGGGAUCUCCUCUCUUCCAGACUCCUACCUGGGAGUUUCUGAGGCUCAUCCUGGACCUGUCCAUCAAGGUGCUGCGGCCAACAGGAAGAUACUUCACACAGGGUAACUGUGCAAACCUGACCGAAGCACUGAGGCAGUAUGAGGAGCUGCUGGGAAGGCUGUCCUGCCCUGUGGGUUUCUCCAAAGAGGUGGUGUGUGUGCCCUCCUACAUGGAGCUAUGGGUCUUCUACACCGUCUGGAAGAAGUAAAGCAGACCCACCCUUCCCCUGGCUCUAGACCUGCUUCUCUCUCCUCCUCCCUCUCCCUCCUGUUUUUCUCAUCCUCCUCCCCACCCCGCCCCGAUCUGACCAACGGGCUCCAGAGCGUUGGGAGGUGAAGGCCGUCUCCCCCAGGAGCACCGGGAGAAGCUCUGCACGUCUCUGCACACACACUCUUUCAGACUCGCUCGCCCACGCGUUUGUUUGCUCGCUCGCUCUCCCUCCAUGUCCAAAAGGACCCAGCCCCAAACCUGCCGCACUUGUUCAUUCAUUCAUUCAUUCAUUCAUUCAUUCAUAUUCGUUUGUGUGUGUGUGUGUGUGUGGUUGUUUGUAGCCGUUGUUUUUAUUAUUAUGUCUAU
Messenger RNA from Clupea harengus (Atlantic herring), 1691 nucleotides. It is a transcript of the gene sms, whose product is annotated as spermine synthase. Gene Ontology annotation, molecular function: spermine synthase activity. NCBI's taxonomy places the organism in Eukaryota, Metazoa, Chordata, Actinopteri, Clupeiformes, Clupeidae. The record is from RefSeq and is a predicted model, not a curated record. The transcript has 11 exons. The coding region runs from base 223 to 1323 and encodes 366 amino acids. Gene Ontology annotation, biological process: spermine biosynthetic process.